Molecule: messenger RNA, 9250 nt
Organism: Fulmarus glacialis (Northern fulmar)
Lineage: Eukaryota; Metazoa; Chordata; Aves; Procellariiformes; Procellariidae
Gene: ZZEF1
Product: zinc finger, ZZ-type with EF-hand domain 1
Exons: 55
Biological process (GO): regulation of synaptic plasticity; protein ubiquitination
Cellular component (GO): postsynapse
Molecular function (GO): ubiquitin-like protein ligase activity; zinc ion binding; calcium ion binding
Source: RefSeq, a predicted model, not a curated record
GCCUUUGCACAAUUUGAUGCUGAAGGAGAUGGCACCGUAGAUGUGGAGAAUAUGCUGGAGGCUCUCAAGAAUUCCAGUGGAGCUAAUCUUCAAGGGGAGCUUAGCCAUGUAAUCAGGCAACUGCAAGCUUGUUCACUAGUUCCAGGUUUUAUUGAUAUAUUUUCCGAAUCAAAAGAGCGUCUUGGUCUUCAUGCUUCAAUGAUACUGAGAUUCUUGCACCGCAAUCGGAUUUCUAGUACUGCCAUCCCUUACCCAGUGUUGGAGUACUUCAACAAUAUCUGUACUAUGCGGUCUUCUGUAUUGAAGGAUUCUUUAGAUCGACUUCUCCUAAAAGAGAGAGAAUACCCCAGUGACUUGAAUGGUAAUCAGGAGUCGGACAAACUGAAGUCUGUCACAAAGUGCUAUACUCACAUAGAAACCUCAUCCAAUUCCGCCGAUAUUGACAAGAUGACAAAUGGAGAAACUACAUCCUUCUGGCAGUCGGAUGGGAGUGCUCGCUCACAUUGGAUACGUUUAAAGAUGAAACCAGAUGUGGUUUUGAGACAUCUGUCCAUUGCGGUGGCAGCUACUGACCAGAGUUACAUGCCACAGCAAGUUACAGUGGCAGUGGGAAGGAAUGCCAGCAGUCUUCAGGAGGUCCGAGAUGUUCACAUUCCAAGCAAUAUCACUGGCUACGUAACACUGUUGGAAAACGCUAACAUUAGUCAGAUGUAUGUACAGAUAAACAUCAAGCGUUGCCUUAGUGAUGGAUGUGACACUAGAAUCCAUGGACUCAGGGCUGUUGGUUAUCAAAGAGUUAAGAAGGUGGGCGUCUCCGUAUGCGAUGCUUCGGCUAUCUGGUACUGGUCUCUCCUGACCUCUCUGGUAACAGCUUCCAUGGAAACAAAUCCAGCAUUCGUUCACACUAUUUUACAAAAUACUCAGAAAGCGCUGCAACACAUGCCACCUCUAUCCCUAACACCAGGCUCUACAGAUUUUUCAAGCUUCUUAUCUCCAAAUGUUUUGGAAGAAGUAGAUAGCUUCCUUAUAAGAAUAACAAGUUGUUGUACUACUCCAGAGGUUGAACUUACACUCUUGGCCUUUGCCUUAGCCAGGGGGAGUGUCGCUAAAGUGAUAAGUUCCCUUUGUACGAUCACUGAUCAUCUGGACACUCCGUACAAGGCUUCAUCCCUUAUCGCUUCCAUGGCAACAGUCAGACAGAACCUGCUGUAUAAAUAUGGAAAACCCUUACGGCUAACUCUGCAAGCAUGUGAUGUAAAGGGAAAAGAAGAUAAAUCAGGGCCUGAAAAUCUCCUUGUAGAGCCAUGGACUGGGGAUGGUUUUCUUACUGAAACUGGGAAAACGAGAGCAAGUAUCAUUCUUUCUACUGGAACUGAAUCUUCAUUUCAGGUGACACAAAUUAGAAUAAAGGUCCGAAGAGGUGCCAUUGGGGCCCAGUGUGGGCUGGUGUUCGCUUACAAUAGUGUUUCGGAAAAGUUCCACGCAGAGGAGCACUUCAAAAGAUUUGAAAGCUAUGACAAAUGGAAGCUGCGGGAAUUCAAACAAUUUUUAAAAAACAGAAGCAUUUGUUCGUGUGAUGAUUUGGGGGAUGAUGAUCCUAUUGGCUGGUUUGAAGUGGAAGAAGAAUGGGAUGAAGUUGAUGUCAAAAUGCAGCAAUGCAGAAUUUCCCAAUACUUGAUGAUAAAGUUCUUGUGCACAAGACAGGACACAGCAGAACGUCUCGGAGUUCAAGGCCUGAAUGUUCUUGGCUAUCUUCGGCCUAUGCGAGAUGAGCCUAAUAGGAGCAUGAACUGCUUGCAGUGCAGGAAAACAGAUGACGAUACAGUUUGUGGCACAACUCUUCUCCUGAAGACGCUUCAUUUCAUCCAGCAGCUGGCGCAGGACCUGGUUCAACAGAAGGAGAGUGGAUUAAAAUACAAGUCAUUUUUAGAUUUCACAGGCCUUGAUUUGCAGCUGUUCUGGAAUUUUUACAAUAAACUUCACCAAAACCCAAGGGAAGAAUGCAUCUUUGCUCAAACACUGCUAUUGCAGCUUCUCCAGAGCUGCUUCUCUGUACUUACUGGAGACAAUAAAACUGCUAAGCCUCAAGAAACUUCUCAGAGCAAAACAUGUGGUCACACAGAAGCUGCAGAAGAGCUUUAUAAACAUUUGUGUGAAGUAGUGGAUAUGGGGGACAGUAACUUCAUGCCAGUGAAAAUGCUAAAAGAGGAAGUUAAGAACACCUUACUCAGUGGAGCAGCAAUCUUUUUCCCAGAUAGACAGACCAGGCGACACCAGCUCUUCACCAUGAUGAAAAACAUCACAGAGCAAGAACAUAAACAAUCUGUACGUCUUGCCUUCAGAUCCUUGUGUACUCACUUCAGUGAUCAAGAUCCAGGUGGACUCUUACUAUUACCAGAGAAAGGAGUUUCUGCAAAUUUUGACAUAAGUGAAGUGCUAUCAGUCAUGGACACCCUUCUGCUAGUGGCAGCAAGAGAGUGUGAAAUGAUGAUGCUGGAUGUUGCACAGCAAGAGAGUGGCACAGUCUUGUCUUCCUUAUUCUGGUCUGUUCAAGGUAGCCUCCUUUCAUGGUGCUACCUGCAACUUAAGAGUAGUGAUAAUUCAGCCAAGGAUCUUGCUGUAGAAAUACUUAAAAACUAUGUGGGCCAGUUCCUGUCAAAUAUCAGAACGAUUUUGCAGUCACUUUUAUCUCAAUAUAGUGGCAAAACAAUAGUAGAAAAAAUAAGUAACUCUGUCUUUGCUAUGGCAACUCGUCAGCUGGUCAUCUUCUUGUUGGAUUUUUGCACUUUAGACAUUCCAUACUGUACUCUGCUACAGGGAUUCAGCACUUUGAUAGAACCACUGAAAAGCCUUUGUAGUGAGCCUCAUAAGAUGGAAAUGGAAAGCUGGCAGCAAGAACAGCCUGUAGUAUUGCGAACGUGGACGAUGGAAUCGCCUCAUAACUACGAAAAUAAUUGCCAUGAGGUCUCAGUCUUCCUAUGUCAUGGGGCAACUUACUUUGAGGUGGAAUUUGAUGAAAAAUGUGAAACUGAAAGGAGGUAUGAUUACCUGGAGUUUACUGAUGCCAGAGGUGCAAAAACUCGUUACGAUACAAAGGUUGGCACUGAGAAGUGGCCUAAGAAAGUGACCUUUAAGGCUGGCCCACGGCUGCAGUUUCUCUUUCACUCUGACAGCAGUAAUAAUGAGUGGGGCUACAAGUUUUCCGUCACUGCUUAUGGCCUACCAGAUGUUGCCGUUUCUUGGGGCUUGGAUUUACAGCUUCUUGUAUCCCGGUUGAUGGGGCGCUUGGCUUCCCGAAGUAUGGCGCUGAAAUCUCUACGAGAACUAGGUAGUGAAGCAGACUUGCCUGCUUUGAAAGUAACAUCAGUUCUUAAUUCUCCUCUGUGGAAACCUGUCUUCAGGCAUCAGAUGUGUCCUGAGGCGCUCCUGGGAGCCAGUCAAAGCAGUAGACUGCACCAAGAUAAAAAAGAGGCUAGGAGCUCUCACCGAGAUGACUGCCGUAACUUUCUUAUCGACUUUGCAAAAUCAGAUCCUGCCCAGGACUUCAGUGGGCAAAAAUCUGAACUUUUCAAAGGACUUAUACAGGCAUGUAAAAAACAGACCCCAAAGACAGAUAUAGUUGCUGGUUCUACUGUUGAUCAAGCUGUGAACUCAACAUUUGCUGCUUUGGUGUAUCUCACUCCAGAUUUAUAUGAGAAGCUUCAAAAAUAUGUCAACAGUGGAGGCAAGGUGCCUUUGAGUGAUGAGUUUGCACAAGUAUAUUCCCUGGCUGAUUCAAUUAGAAUAUGGAUGUUGGAAAUGAAGCAGAAAUCCCUGAUGGGUAGGGGAAAUGAUUCUGAGGAGAAACAGAACACAGAAGCAAGUGAGGUGAACCCAGAAACUCUUGCAAAACUUUGUAUGCAGAAGAGCCUUUUGUUACUGAAUUUUUUGCCUGUAAGAGCAAAGACGAAAGAUUCUGCUUCAGACAGUUUGGAAGCCCAAGAUAUUGAUGAUAUCCAACAGUACGUCAGUGAUAAAUGCCAAAGAAAAGGUUCUGUUGUGGACACGGACUUCCAGCCAGCACACUCAUUGUCUUCCAAUGGAGUAACUCAUCCUGUUUCAAAAGAGGGGGGCCAAAUGACACAAUCUGGUACGAAAAUUAAACAAGUUCCAGACCCCCUCCAAACAGAGGAAGCAUCUGCAUUUCCUAGUAAGCCUGUUGAGAAUACAGUUUCACAGCAAGAAGACAUAGCAUCACCUCCUUCCACUCCUACACGAAAAUCUCCAUUCAGCCGUGGAAGAUUAAGGCUGCUGUCUUUCAGAUCAAUGGAAGAGCCGAGAGCUGUGCCUACUGUGAAGGAGAAAUAUCCUAUAUUGAAAAACACAUUAGACUUUAUUAAGGAUCAGUCACUUUCACAUGAAAGUGUUUUAAAGGUUCUUGCUUUGAGAAAAUCCCAAGGGCAGAGUAUUAUGGAAGUGCUCAAGACAAUCCGCCAGUGCCUAGACUCACUUGGGCAGCCAGACUGUUUUCAUCCUCCAUGUGUACUUUUUCUCUUAGAACUUCUAGCCUGUCAGAAGGAUUUUACAAACUACUUUGGAAACCUGGAAGGCUGUGGUGCUGAGCUACACAGAGAGAUUCGAGAGUCCUACUAUCAGCUUGUUUUGUUCCUGGUAAAUUCUGUGAAGGGAUUUAGUACUAUUAAUGACAGAUCAUUGCUUCCUGCCUUAUCAUGUGUGCAGACAACUCUCCUUCACCUUUUGGAUAUGAGUUGGGAACCAAGCGAUCUUUCCUUCUUUGUUGAGAUUCAGUUACCACAUCUUCUUAUGACUACAUCACAAGAAAACAUAAGUAUUCAUGACAGUGUCAUUUGUCAGUGGAGUGAAGAAGAUGAAAUUGCAGACUACAAGCAAAACUGUGAGUGGAUGGAUGAAUGUCAGGAUGUAAUGUUUGAGACCUGGUAUGAAAAGAUAGCUCAAGCUGACCCAGAGAAGCAGAGAAAGAUGCACAUGUUUGUUGCUCGUUACUGUGACCUGUUAAAUGUGGACAUAUCCUGUGAUGGCUGUGAUGAAAUUGCACCAUGGCAUCGCUACCGCUGUCUGCAAUGCAAUGACAUGGAUCUGUGUAAAACUUGUUUUCUUGGUGGAGUUAAACCCGAAGGACAUGAGGAUGACCAUGAAAUGGUUAACAUGGAGUAUGCCUGUGAUCACUGUCAAGGAGUUAUCAUAGGUCGGAGAAUGAACUGCAACGUGUGUGAUGACUUUGACCUUUGCUAUGGAUGCUAUUCUGCAAAGAAAUACUCUGACAGUCACUUGCCCACUCACAGCAUCACAGUGUAUCCAAUGGUGACUAUUCGCAUCAGUGACCGACAGAGGCUCAUCCAGCCAUAUGUCCACAAUUAUUCCUGGCUGUUGUUUGCAGCUUUGACUCUCUACAGUGCAGAUCUGGCAAAUGGGGAGGAAGUAGAAGGAGAGAAACUAGAUUCACAGGUCCUCAGUCAUGCCAGGGUUCUGCAACAUCAGUGCAUACAGCUCAUUGGAGACUGCUUGAUGAAAGCACAGCACGGAAAAGGUCUGAAAAAUUUAGCUCUCCUCUGCAUGUUACCAGAAGGUGAAUCCUUCUCAGAGAACGACACUGUUUCAGGCAGUCCUCCCACAGAUGGUGCUCCAAAAAGUUGUACUGGUGAUAAAGCAGUGAAGGGAAGAGAUGAGAAACCAAGUGCAGGCUCUUUUAUGCAUUGUAAUGGGAAAGGAGAUGCUCGCAAUGAAAUCCAGUCUCCUGCAGAAGAUAAAGUAGGAAAACAAGGAAGUGAAAGCAAAGCUGUCUUUGCAGAGAAAGCUGUUGUGAGACAAGAGUCAGACUUGUCUGUGGAUGAUAAUGUUUCUCCAACAGCAGAUGACUACCUCUUGGAGGAUUCAGCCCAGAAGCAAGCAGAGAAGGUUUUAAUACCUAGCCAGGAACAAGUUUUUGCUGAAUGCUCUCAGAAGAGGAUUCUAGGAUUGCUGGCAGCUAUGUUACCACCUUUCAAAUCAGGCUCUACAAUGUCUUUGAUUAAUCUGGAACAAAUACUUCCACUGAUGUUUCAGGUUGUAAUCUCAAACGCUGGCCACCUAAAUGAAACUUAUCAUUUAACAUUGGGACUUCUGGGCCAAUUAAUCCUGAGACUUAUGCCUGCAGAAGUAGAUGCUGCAGUGGCUAAAGUCCUUUCAGCCAAACAUAAUUUGUUUGCUGCGGGAGAUGGGUCUACAGUGCCAGAAGGCUGGAAGACAACUCAUCUUCUGUUCAGUCUGGGAGCUGUGUGUUUAGACAGAGCCUUUUUAACAGAAAGUCAGUUAAACCUGCUCCCUGAUCAUGGGAAUGGUUUAGCAUCUGCAGCCCUUGUUGCAUCGUGUACGUUGGCAGAUAUUCUUCGAUCUUUGAACUCUUCUGCGCAGUGGCAUAAUGUGAUCGCUGCUUUCACUGACCAUUGCGUUAAGCAACUGCCCUUCCAGCUAAAGCACACCAAUAUCUUCACUUUAUUGGUGCUGGUUGGGUUUCCUGAGGUGCUGUGUAUGGGGACUCGUUCUGUGUACAUGGAUAAUGCUAAUGAGCCUCAUAACGUGAUCAUCCUGAAGCAUUUCACGGAGAAAAACAGGGCAGUUGUAGUAGACAUCAAAACCCGAAAGAGAAAAACAGUGAAAGACUAUCAGUUGAUUCAGAAAUGUGGACAAGAAGGCAGUGAUUCCCAGACCCAGCUGAGACAGUACCUCCAGCACUUUGUUCUUAUAUCCACUCACCUUCUGCAAACCAGCAUGGACAGCAGCUAUGCUGAGGCAGUGGAAGCAACUUGGGUCUUGUCGCUUGCUCUAAAGGGGCUUUACAGAACACUUAAGAUUCAUGGCUUUAAGGAGAUCCAAGCUGCCUUUCUUCAGUCUGGUUUACUCAAGCUUCUAGUGAAGAAAUGUAGCAAAGGAACUGGCUUCAGUAAGACCUGGCUUCUCAGAGACUUGGAGAUUUUGUCAAUAAUGCUGUAUUCAUCGAAGAAAGAGAUCAGUUCCCUGGCUGAACGGGAAGAUACUGAACUGGAAGAAAGGGAACAAGAUCAAGAUGUGGAGCAACCCAUUGUUGGUCCUGUUGAUUUAGAGCAGAACAAACUUGAUCCUUUGGAGGGUUUGGAUGAAGCCACCAAAAUAUGCUUCUUGAUGACACAUGAUGCACUUAAUGCACCUCUCCAUAUUCUUCGAGCCAUGUACGAGUUGCAAAUGAAAAGAACAGAUUCUUUUUUCCUGGAAGUUCAAAAGAGGUUUGAUGGAGAUGUAAUUACAACAGAUGAGAGGAUCCGAACACUGGCUCAGAAAUGGCAACCCAGCAAGCGUUUGAGGCUGGAGGAGCAGAGUUCAAAAGCAGUAGAUACAGAUAUGAUCAUCUUGCCCUGUUUGUCAAAGCCUGCGCUCUGUGAUAAAGCAACAGAAGAAACCAAUCCGGUCGCCCAGAAACUGAUAACCAACACAGAGAGUGAUCUACAGCUUAGUUAUGCCAAGCAACGUCGCACUAAGAGUUCAAUACUCCUGCACAAGGAGCUGGACUCUAGAAGUAAAAAGGCUGUGAGGGACUACCUGUAUCGCGUAAAUGAGGCAACUGCUGUUCUUUAUGCCAGGCAUGUGCUGGCAUCAUUGUUAGCUGAAUGGCCAGAUGAUGUGGCAAUAAAUGAGGAAAUCCUAGAUCUUAGUGGCCCAGCCCAUAUGACAUACAUACUGGACAUGCUUAUGCAGCUAGAGGAAAAGCAGUUAUGGGAAAAAAUUCUACAGAAAGUACUGCAUGGAUGCAAUGAGAGCAUGCUAGGAACAAUGGCAUUGACAGCUUGCCAGUUCAUGGAGGAACCCGGAAUGGCAGUCCAGAUGCGUGAAUCUAAACAUCCUUAUAACAACAAUACUAAUUUUGAGGAUAAAGUUCACAUUCCCGGUGCUAUCUACCUCUCAAUCAAAUUUGACUCUCAGUGUAACACAGAAGAAGGCUGUGAUGAGUUGCUCAUGUCCAGCAGCAGUGAUUUCCAGCAGGAUCGGCACAGCUUCAGUGGGUCUCCGCAGAAAUGGAAUGAUUUUGAGCUUCCAGGAGACACGCUCUAUUACCGAUUUACUUCUGACAUGAGUAACACUGAGUGGGGUUAUAAGUUUACAGUGACAGCAGGUCAUCUUGGAAGGUUUCAGACAGGGUUUGAAAUUCUAAAGCAGAUGCUGUCUGAGGAAAGGGUAAUUCCUCACCUCCCACUGGCCAAAAUCUGGGAAUGGCAGGUCGGGGUAGCGUGCCGUCAGACUGGUCACCAGCGUUUGAAGGCUAUCCACUUGCUCUUAAAGAUAGUGCAGUGCAGCACCCAGAGGGACUGUGACCUCACCUUGUUGAAGCCACUUUGGCAGCUUUUCACCCAUAUGGAAAACAACUUGUGUCAUGACAUGACCAAGCCUGGCAUUCUCCUUCCUCUUCAUCGUGCACUUGCAGAACUCUUCUUUGUUACAGAAAACAGAGUUACUGAGCUUGGAUCUCUACAGGAGUAUUUGCUUGCCUUAAAUACUGAAGAUCAUCUUCAUCGCUGUACAGCACAGGCCCUGAAAAACAUUGCUGCUAUCAGCCUUGCCAUUAACUAUCCGAACAAAUCAACAAGUUUCUGGAAUGUUUAAUACUGGCUCAGGCCGGAGUGCAUGGGAUAGAGUAGUUUGUCCAUAGGACAUUGGAACAAACAUCUUAAUUCCGUUCAGGAAAAGUUCCUUCAGCUUCAGUGUACGAGCACUCUGCAGCCUUCCUUCCUUCCACCUUGAUGUAGAAUUUGUAAAAGUAAAAGCGCACUUCAAUGAAAAAGCACAUCUUGAAGUAACUCACGCGUCGCCUACAGUUAUGUAUGCACAUAUUGUAGCAUGUUAGAGUAAACAGAACAAUAUUUUUUUUUAUUCAGAGGAAGUAAUCGAAAGAAGGUAGCUGAACUAUGAGAAUGGAAGGCCCCUGCGUUGGUAUCGUCUGCUCCCAAGGAAACUUGAUUGAUGGAACGUGACUGCUGAACUCAGAGUGAUGCCGUCAGCAGCAUCUAUUAUAUAUCAUUGAAGUGAAAUAGGCAAACCAGAAUCUGGUGGGCUGAUGCAGAAAUGGUCCACUCUUGAAUCCUGCCAUGUUUGCUUUUGCUUUGAAGGCUACUACCCAAGGAAAAGAACUUUAAUUCUUACUAAACUACAGGUUGUAAAACAAAUUCUGGGUGAUUCACAUAGCAGUUAAAGGAUUCCAGUUUCAGAGCAUACUCGUGCAAGA